AUGGACGACACAACACAGAUAGAUCAACCCGUCGAUGCCAUCUUUGGAGACAGAGUUAGAAGAUUUCAGGAAUUCUUAGAUGAAGGCACACGUUCAGAAAUUCGUGCUCAAAUUAGAGACAUGUUAAUUAAAAAUUCAUAUAGAUUAAGCGUGUCAAUUGAUGAAAUAAGAGACUUUGAUAAAGAAUUUUGGAAAGGUCUUUUGAACGCCCCUGCUGAUUAUUUACCUGCUUGUGAACGUGCGUUGAGAGACACAGUAUUAACUAUAUACGAUCCUCAAGAUCCUGCUUUUCCUGAUGAUUUUGAUCAAAAUCAACAAUAUUAUUUAUCUUUCAAAGGUGCAUUUGGACAUCAUCUGGUAAAUCCAAGAACUAUUGAUUCUGGAUAUCUUUCCAAAAUGGUUUCUAUUGAAGGUAUUGUCACUAGAGCUUCUUUAGUUCGUCCUAAAGUGAUCAGAUCGGUUCAUUAUGCUGAUCAAACUGGUAGAUUUUAUGCUAGAGAAUAUAGAGAUCAAACUACUUCUUUCGAUCCGAUUUCGACUGCUGCUAUUUAUCCAACUGAAGAUAUGGAUGGUAAUAAAUUAACUACUGAAUAUGGUUAUUCUACAUAUAGAGAUCAUCAAAAGAUUUCAGUUCAAGAAAUGCCUGAGACUGCCCCAGCUGGUCAAUUGCCAAGAUCGGUUGAUGUUAUUUUAGAUGAUGAUUUGGUUGAUUUGACCAAACCAGGAGAUCGUAUUCAGAUCGUCGGGGUCUAUAGAGCUCUUGGUGGAGGUGCUAAUAAUGGAUCUUCUUUCAAGACUGUGAUUUUGGCUAAUUCCGUAUAUCCAUUACAUGCUAGAUCUACUGGUGUUUCUGCACAAGAGAAAUUAACUGAUCAAGAUAUUAGAAAUAUUAAUAAACUUUCCAAAAACAAAAAAAUCUUUGAUGUUUUAUCAAGCUCUUUAGCUCCUUCAAUCUAUGGAUUUGAAUAUAUUAAAAAAGCAGUUUUAUUGAUGUUGUUAGGAGGGGUGGAAAAGAAUUUAGAUAAUGGUACUCAUUUAAGAGGGGAUAUCAAUAUCUUAAUGGUUGGUGAUCCAUCUACUGCCAAAUCCCAAAUCUUAAGAUUUGUUUUAAAUACUGCCUCAUUAGCAAUUGCCACUACAGGUAGAGGUUCUUCUGGUGUUGGUUUAACUGCCGCCGUUACUACUGAUAAAGAAACUGGUGAAAGAAGAUUAGAAGCCGGGGCUAUGGUUUUAGCUGAUCGUGGUAUUGUUUGUAUUGAUGAAUUUGAUAAGAUGUCUGAUACUGAUAGAGUUGCAAUUCAUGAAGUUAUGGAACAACAAACUGUGACUAUUGCAAAAGCUGGGAUUCAUACCUCGUUGAAUGCUCGUUGUUCGGUGAUUGCGGCUGCUAAUCCUGUUUAUGGACAAUAUGAUGUUCAUAAAGACCCUCAUAAGAAUAUCGCAUUACCUGAUUCCUUAUUGUCUCGUUUUGAUUUAUUAUUUGUUGUGACUGAUGAUGUUAAUCCUACUAGAGAUAGAAUUAUUUCUGAACAUGUGUUAAGAAUGCAUAGAUUUAUCCCACCUGGAUUGAUGGAAGGUGAACCAAUUAGAGAAAAAUCGGCCGUUACUUUAGCUGUUGGAGAUGAAGAAGCUAAUGAGCAAGAAUUAUUGGAUCAACCAAUCUAUGAAAAGUUUAACGCUCUUUUACAUGCUGGUGUUACUAGAUCCAGUACUAGAUCUAAGAAGUCUCCUAGUAUUCUUUCUGUUCCAUUUAUGAAGAAAUAUAUUCAAUAUGCUAAACAAAGAAUAAAACCAGUUUUAACAAAAGGUGCUUCUGAUUAUAUUGUUGAAACUUAUUCCUCAUUAAGAAAUGAUUUAAUUGGAAAUAAUCAAAGAAAUACAGCACCAAUCACCGCCAGAACUUUGGAAACACUUAUUCGUCUCGCUUCAGCUCAUGCUAAAGUUAGAUUAUCCAAAUCUGUUGAAGUUCAAGAUGCAAAAGUUGCAGAAGAAUUAUUGAGAUUUGCAUUAUUUAAAGAAGUUGCCAAGAAGUCAAAGAAGAAACAAAAGACAAGAGCAGUUGAAUCUGAUGAUUCUGAAUCGGAAUCGGAAUCGGAAUCUGAACAACAUCAAGUUCAUCCUGUGCCUAGACCAAGUGAUUCACGGGCGAGAAUGAGAACUCAAAUAAGAGAAGAAGAAGAAGCAGAAAUUAUUGGACAACGAGAGAAUGUAGAAGACGAAGAAAUCGCGGACGAAUUGGAACAUUUCCAUGUUUCUCAACAACAACAACAACAACAACAACAACAACAACAACAACAUCCAUUGACUUCUCGUGCAGAUAACGCUCCAAUUAAUGUACCUAUGAUAAGUACCGAAAGAAUGCAUGCAUUCCAAAGAAUCAUGGCUAGAAUCAUGCGUUCAGACUUAUGUAGCGAUCCUAAUUCUGGAGCUUCUUAUGAAGCUGUUGUUGGGGCAAUUAAUGAAGGAUUACCACAAGAAGAAAUAUUCAGUGAGUCUGAAAUUAGAGCUGGUCUUCAUCAAAUGCAAGAUGACAAUAAGAUCUUUAUGGAAAAUGGAAAGAUCUGGAGGAUUUAG
This is a messenger RNA of Hemisphaericaspora subhashii, 2574 nucleotides long. It is a transcript of the gene MCM3, whose product is annotated as MCM DNA helicase complex subunit. NCBI's taxonomy places the organism in Eukaryota, Fungi, Ascomycota, Pichiomycetes, Serinales, Debaryomycetaceae. The record is from RefSeq and is a predicted model, not a curated record. The transcript has a single exon. Gene Ontology annotation, biological process: DNA strand elongation involved in DNA replication; double-strand break repair via break-induced replication; mitotic DNA replication initiation. The coding region runs from base 1 to 2574 and encodes 857 amino acids. Gene Ontology annotation, cellular component: nucleus; MCM complex. Gene Ontology annotation, molecular function: single-stranded DNA binding; single-stranded DNA helicase activity; ATP hydrolysis activity.